AGUAGUAGCUCGAGCAGCUCACGUAUCAGUUAUUUUCUAGUUGUUUCACAGUGAAUUAAAGAAAAAUGAAAAGUACUCUUGUGAUCAUUUUCGCCAUUGUGUUGGUUUCGGAAGCUAAAGUUGCACCGACUAGCACUUCAAAUUCCCCAGCAUCUCCUGACUCUCAAUUGAAUGAAUUUAUCAGUCAGGCAUACGCGAAUAUCAAUAAUUUAGGCAAACAAAUCCAAGAACAAUGGAACAUCCCCAGUCAGGACAAGGUAGUCAAAACCAUAAAAGAAGAAAGCACCAACCUCGUUAAUAAUAUCCAACAGUACAUGAAGAACAUUACAGAGGAGGUAAAAAAUAAAAGCCCUGAACUUGAAAAACAAUGGAACGACGUUAAAGUUAAACUUAAUAAGGUCGUCGAGGACAUUAGUAGUGGAAUUCCAAACGCUCAACAGCAAGUCACUGAAUUACAGACCAAGUUCCAGCAAGGAGUUCAAGCCAUACUCAGGGAAUCCGACAAUGCCGCGAAAUCUUUGAGCCAACACUCUGAAAAACUCCAGGAGGAUCUUGCAAAGUUUACGAAACAAGCGGUUGAUAUUGCCGUGGAAGCAACACAGAAUUUAAAUAAUCAACUUCAGGCCGCCGCAGCUCAGAAAAGUUGAAUAAUCACAACUUUCGAUGUCAAAGCUCAAAACGUAUUAAUUACAUUUAAAAAAAAGAAAAAGAAAUGCAUUAAAAUUCUGAUAAAAGUAUUUUCUUAUAAUUUUGCCUCAAAUGCUACAUGAUUUAUUUUGGUUUAUUCUUAGAUUCUGUAUUAUAGUCAUAAGUUAAAUACAUGUCGCGAACGAUUGAUCCAAA
Messenger RNA from Eufriesea mexicana, 843 nucleotides. RefSeq names its product apolipophorin-III-like protein (gene A4). The transcript is spliced from 2 exons. Gene Ontology annotation, biological process: lipid transport. Bases 66 to 647 code for a protein of 193 amino acids. The record is from RefSeq and is a predicted model, not a curated record. Gene Ontology annotation, cellular component: extracellular region. Gene Ontology annotation, molecular function: lipid binding. NCBI's taxonomy places the organism in Eukaryota, Metazoa, Arthropoda, Insecta, Hymenoptera, Apidae.